Molecule: messenger RNA, 1202 nt
Organism: Sardina pilchardus (European sardine)
Lineage: Eukaryota; Metazoa; Chordata; Actinopteri; Clupeiformes; Clupeidae
Product: phospholipase B1, membrane-associated
Exons: 13
Coding region: 81-1202 (373 amino acids)
Biological process (GO): phospholipid metabolic process
Cellular component (GO): brush border membrane
Molecular function (GO): retinyl-palmitate esterase activity; phosphatidylcholine lysophospholipase A1 activity; A2-type glycerophospholipase activity
Source: RefSeq, a predicted model, not a curated record
UGUUGGCCGUGUGUUAGUCGGGAUACGCAGGGAUGAAGAGGAAUUAAGGAUGUUUCCCUCCUUUCUAAGGCAGCGAUUGGAUGUGGGAGUACGAAGAGGGACUGAGGCACUACAGUGAAGAGGCUCUUAAAAGGGAGUUUCCGGAGAAAACCCGGCCCGCCGACUUCAAGCAUCCUCAUUUCCAGUGCACCGACAUGACUCCCUCCCCCUCUGUCCCCACCUCAGUGGAAAUGGUGAAGGCUGCAGACAUCAAAGUGAUAGCGGCACUUGGAGACUCGCUGACUACAGCCAUUGGUGCGAAUGCAACGAACGUCCUGGGAAUACCUAUAGAAUUCCGUCAUGUGUCAUGGAGGCUCUUCAACCCUGACCUGAUUGGUCCAGCUCCCACCAAGACGGUCCACGGUACCCCUGCACCCCUCAGUGAGACCGGCUUCAACCUGGCCGUCACUGGACACAACACAUUUAAUCUCCCUGGACAGGUCAGACAUCUCAUUGACACUCUGAAAACAUACCAGGGCAUAGAUUUUGAUGAAGAUUGGAAGCUUCUGACCAUCCUUAUAGGCAUGAAUGACAUCUGUGAUUACUGCAAAGACAAGUCCCUCUUUUCAGUGGAAAACUUCAUCUACUACAUGACCGUGUCCUUGGAAAUGCUGAUGAACGAGGUUCCACGGAUGAUAGUGAACGUGGUGCAGAUUCUGCCUAUGGAGACCCUAAGGGAGGUGCAGAAACCCACCCCAGGCUGCCUGCUCCAGAGGUCUUUCUGUUCCUGUUUAGUGAAGCCAGCGACCGGCUCAGCUGAUCUGAAGGAACUGGUGUCGGUCAACCUGGAGUUUCAGAAACGGCUGGAGCAGCUGCUCUACACAGAUCGAUUCUUCAAGACGGACUUUGCCGUGGUCCUUCAACCCUUCCUCAAAUAUGCGGAUCCUCCACGGCUUCCGAAUGGGAAGAUUGACAUGAGCUUCUUCACACCAGACUGUUUCCACUUCACCAUGAAAGGACACGAAGAGCUGGCCAAGGGCCUUUGGAACAACAUGGAUCACCCUUUCAUCUUCACCAAGCCCAGUGCCGUGGAGAACGGGCAGACCACGACUCCAUCAGAAGACGUCUCGACCUCCAGCGGGCAGAGGGCCUCGGCGCUCAGCUGUCUCUUGCCCCUCACCUACCUCCUCCUUCGGACUACCGUGGCUCUCACCUGCCUGUGA